This is a messenger RNA of Homo sapiens (human), 513 nucleotides long. It is a transcript of the gene FDCSP, whose product is annotated as follicular dendritic cell secreted protein. Bases 60 to 317 code for a protein of 85 amino acids. The record is from RefSeq and is marked reviewed. The transcript is spliced from 5 exons. NCBI's taxonomy places the organism in Eukaryota, Metazoa, Chordata, Mammalia, Primates, Hominidae. Gene Ontology annotation, cellular component: extracellular region.
AGUCACUUGCCAUUUCUCAUAACAGCGUCAGAGAGAAAGAACUGACUGAAACGUUUGAGAUGAAGAAAGUUCUCCUCCUGAUCACAGCCAUCUUGGCAGUGGCUGUUGGUUUCCCAGUCUCUCAAGACCAGGAACGAGAAAAAAGAAGUAUCAGUGACAGCGAUGAAUUAGCUUCAGGGUUUUUUGUGUUCCCUUACCCAUAUCCAUUUCGCCCACUUCCACCAAUUCCAUUUCCAAGAUUUCCAUGGUUUAGACGUAAUUUUCCUAUUCCAAUACCUGAAUCUGCCCCUACAACUCCCCUUCCUAGCGAAAAGUAAACAAGAAGGAAAAGUCACGAUAAACCUGGUCACCUGAAAUUGAAAUUGAGCCACUUCCUUGAAGAAUCAAAAUUCCUGUUAAUAAAAGAAAAACAAAUGUAAUUGAAAUAGCACACAGCAUUCUCUAGUCAAUAUCUUUAGUGAUCUUCUUUAAUAAACUUGAAAGCAAAGAUUUUGGUUUCUUAAUUUCCACAAA